This is a messenger RNA of Fusarium poae, 453 nucleotides long. RefSeq lists its product as uncharacterized. The coding region runs from base 1 to 453 and encodes 150 amino acids. NCBI's taxonomy places the organism in Eukaryota, Fungi, Ascomycota, Sordariomycetes, Hypocreales, Nectriaceae. The record is from RefSeq and is a predicted model, not a curated record. Gene Ontology annotation, cellular component: cytoplasm. The transcript is spliced from 4 exons.
AUGACUCCACUUCCGCCUGGUGCCCGAGGCGGGCUGUUGUCGCAUGAUACUGGACUAAGCCAAGGUUGUUCGAUCAACGACUCCGUUCACGAGCCUGCACACCGCGAGAUCCUACAGUACAAUCCGAGACCAGACCGAAAGACCAGACGAUUUUUAAUUUUCAGCAACUCAUCUUACAAGACCUGCAUCAUGGUGCUCCUUAACCUGCUGACUUUCGGACUCUGGUCAAAGGUCGGACGGUUGACACACUAUGCUUUUGACGCUGUUCUCUUCUCGGCUUUCCUCGCCGGCAUGAAACGAUCAACUGGCUUGACUUUCAAAACCGAUAGAGUCGCUGGUGAGAACAAAGAGUUCACUGGCUGGAUCGAUAGAUACCUUGGUGUUGGUGAAUGGGUUAUGGACCAGUCCGUUGCGAUUGCCGGAUCUAGCGGCUACUUCGAACGAACCCGAUGA